AUGUCUCAAAGGACACCUGAUGUUGAGGAUACUGGUGUCAUUAUAUGCGGCGGUGGCCCGACGGGAACGGUGCUGUCGGCGCUGCUCGGGGCAAUGAAAGUGCCAAACAUCGUCCUGGAAAGGGAAAAGGACAUCACCACCGAUCCUAGAGGCAUCGCCUUGGACGAAGAUGGAAUUCGAAUACUACAGUCGAUUGGAAUCUACGAUAAGAUAUACACAGAGAUUGGGACGUGUAUGGAGAUAUUCAACUUCGUCACUGGCAGUGAGUCGAAUCUAUACAAGAAACCACUGCUCACUAUGGAUUAUACGACUACGGAAGGAGGCACCGGUCAUGUUGGGUUUAUAUGUCACAAGCAGCCAGCAAUGGAAAAGGCGAUUCGAGACCAGAUCCACAAAAUCCCCUUCUCGGAAAUCCGGACCGAGUCUACCGUGACUGGGGUAUCUGAGGAUUUCCAACGGGUGACCGUCGAAUACAAGGACGCACACGGAGAGGUUCGAAAACUAGCAGCUCCAUUCUUGGUGGGAGCAGACGGGAAGACGGGCUACGUCAGGAAAUGCUACCUUGAGCCGAAAGGCGUCAUCAUGCAACGAUGCAAAGAGUCGGACUACGAGGAAACCUGGGUUGCAUUGAACUGGCAAAUUUCUUUGCCCACCGAGAAGACUCACCCAGAUUUCCCCCUGUGGCGGCUCGGGUACACGCCCGAACAAGUCUAUGAUCGCUUCUUUCCGAAACAAUUCCGGUUCCUCUGCAAUCCUAAGCGAGCUUCGGUGUGCGGGAGAUUCGGUCUGCAGGCGGAUCGGCUGUGGAGGUUCGAAUUCGUUGUUCUGGAAGGCGAAGACGGCGACAAAAUGGCCACGCCCGAGGAGACCAGCAAAAUCAUCUAUCCUUAUCUCACCCAUCCCGGCAGCUGGUAUGGUCUUCAGCAUCCAGUCAGAUUCCCCGAGGACUGCAUCAAGACCUUGAGAUCUCGGCCAUUUUCUUUUGUGGCGCGGAGUUGUAACAAGUGGUCCCUGGGAAGGGUCAUCUUAGCCGGCGAUGCGGCUCAUGUCUUCCCUCCUUUUGGCGGGCAAGGUAUUGCUUCUGGAUUUCGCGAUGCUUCCGCCCUGGCGUGGAGACUGGCGUUGCUACACCGGCAUCCGACAACAAACCAUGAAGCAGUGUUGACAGCAUGGUAUACCGAACGCAAGCAACAACUCGAACGCUCCCUAGCGGCCACCAUCCAGAACGGGGCGUAUGUAACAGAAUCGGACCCCAUCAAGGUCUUCAUUCGCGAAUGGUACAUGUGGGCCAUCCAACUUGUACCCAGCUGGAGGAAAGAGCUCCAAAAGGGCGCCCGAGCGCUAGGGAUGACGAGAUAUCGAUAUAGCCCCGGACUUGCAUUUGUGGGGGAGAUGGGAGGCGGCCUGCUCCUCCCACAAAUCUAUGCUUUCAACUUCAGGAAGAACGUGGUCGAAUUCACCGACGACUUGAUCUUCUCUUCCGAGAAAACGGGGUUGUUCCAGCUGCUCGUCUUACCGGACAAAGCCAAUGAGAUCCAGUCACUUACAAGAAACAUGGAGAACAUCGGCCACUUCUCGGGCAACUUCAUCCGGGGUGAGGAAGCCACGAUCCUCAUUCAGUCCACAGAGGCAUCCAUCUCGGCCGAAGAUAUGCCCACCCAACACGUGGCCCGUAUUGCAUCCGCCGAGGAGUUCGCGACAGACCCGCGUCUAUGCAAGAACCGACCUCCCCCAAUCGGUUACGAGGAGCUGCGGCUUCGUAGGGAAGUCCGGGGAAGGAAGUACGUGAUUCUUAGGCCCGAUCGCUUUGUCUUUGCGGCUUGUGAUACAGCGGCGGAGUUGAGGGAGGCUGUAAGCAAGCUUCCAAGCGCGUUGCAUUUGGGUUAA
Molecule: messenger RNA, 1887 nt
Organism: Fonsecaea multimorphosa CBS 102226
Lineage: Eukaryota; Fungi; Ascomycota; Eurotiomycetes; Chaetothyriales; Herpotrichiellaceae
Exons: 4
Coding region: 1-1887 (628 amino acids)
Biological process (GO): 3-(3-hydroxy)phenylpropionate catabolic process
Molecular function (GO): FAD binding; 3-(3-hydroxyphenyl)propionate hydroxylase activity
Source: RefSeq, a predicted model, not a curated record